UUUCAACAAUAGAAGUAUAGAACCAUAUACUGUAUUUCGCAAGAAAACACAAUAUAUAUUUGAUCUAAGAAAAAAACAAUUUGUAGGCGGCCUGCUUCUGAUCGACUAAGAUAUGACAACGUUAAGAUGGGGGCAUAUGCAUUGUCGUACUACCAGUAGUAGUCCAAUAAUCAGGUUAGCAGCUGCUCCAACAGCAAGGGUUUCUUGUUGUUGUUUGAAGAACAAGCAGUCGAUGAAUAUACCUAAACUUGAACCUUUUAGUCGAGGGAAGUUUGAUCGAAUCCUUAGAGAUCCUCCAUUGAUCAAAAAAACCGAAAACGAUUUAGCAGAUUACUGUUCAACCCUUGAAGGAGAUUCAUCCUACAGCUGUUGGAAAGCGUAUUUCGAGCUAAAAGAACUUGAAAAAGAAGCGCCAAAAGAAGAGGUGGAGAAAGUGAUACUAGAAUCAGGAGGAGUGAAAUCUCUAAUAGGAUACUUACAUGGAAUUUCCGAAAUUCACAAAGCAAGAAAGAAACUGCAAAGUCAAAAUGAAUCAAACACAAGUGGUUCGAACUUGGUGAAAGUUGUGUCAAGAGCUAGAAGUGAAUGUCCUGUGCCUGACGGGCUGCCAAAGAGCUUGGAGGAGAUGGAAGAAGAGGAAAAAUGGAAAAUGCCCGAUUCCUCAUUCACCCGAUUGCUUCGCUCAAAAGGCAAGUCCCCUGCUUGGUUCUCCCCUGUUCCUGAUCAUGAAACCGAUUAGUUUAAGUUAAUAUACUAUUUUGUUAUCGAUAGUCUUGCUUUUGGAUGUGCAUAUUCUUUUUAGUUUCUACAAGUUGAACCUAACUGUAUAUCUAUUUGUAGUUUGUAUAUUAUUUUAGUAUUUCAA
This is a messenger RNA of Erigeron canadensis, 865 nucleotides long. RefSeq names its product CCG-binding protein 1. The coding region runs from base 113 to 739 and encodes 208 amino acids. The transcript is spliced from 3 exons. Gene Ontology annotation, biological process: pollen tube guidance. Gene Ontology annotation, cellular component: nucleus; cytosol. Lineage: Eukaryota; Viridiplantae; Streptophyta; Magnoliopsida; Asterales; Asteraceae. The record is from RefSeq and is a predicted model, not a curated record. Gene Ontology annotation, molecular function: mediator complex binding.